ACUCUUACGACUCUGAAUUUAUAGCCUCGGGACUUAAAAUAUUUUCGGCCGUGUUUUCUUUGAAUGACUUCAACGUGAAAAAUUGUGGAAGAUUGUUUGUGUCAUAAUUAUUAAAAAAGAACUGUGAAAGCCUCCCAAACAGCAGCUUGUUGUGCAAAUUAUAAAGAAAAUAUAUGUGCACGUUUAAAAAUGUCGGAUACGUUCAAAUCAGUUUCUAUGAUGUGAAAAUGCAUUUUCUCUCGUGGCGUUAAUACACAUUCCUAGCACUGUGAGAAAAUUGCGACAAAGGAGCUGAACGCGUUAAGUACAAAAUCGGAAAUAUAAAGAAUUUGAUGAAUACUGUCCAGAAUAGCGCCGUGUAUAGUUCAUGGAUAUAAAUGGAUCAGGAUUAGACAGUAAAAAGUAAUCGUUUGCAACUUCUACUGUUAGAAGUGAUUUGGCAAAAAGACAAAGAUCGUGCAACUUAACUCAUACGAGUAGGGCAUGUCGUUCAUCAAUAAUCUUAAAAAAGUCUUUCAUUUGGGAAGCGGCGAAGCCAAGAAGAAGCGCCAUGGCAAUAACAUUAAAAUGGAUACUGAUCCAGCCGAAAUCUGGGAAAUUGUUGGCGAACUUGGCGAUGGUGCUUUCGGAAAGGUAUACAAGGCCCAACACAAGGACACGAAACAAUUCGCUGCGGCUAAAAUGUGUAUAUUGGAAGCGGUUACCGAUUUAAGUGAUCACAUGGUAGAAAUCGAUAUUUUAUCGGAAAUAAGACAUCCGAAUAUAGUCGAGUUGUAUGAAGCAUUCUUCGUGGAGCUUAAAUUAUGGAUGCUUAUUGAGUAUUGCGAUGGCGGCGCCUUAGACAGUAUAAUGGUGGAACUAGAAAAACCAUUAAAUGAACCACAAAUCGCCUAUGUAUGCAAGCAUAUGACAGAAGGAUUGGACUUCUUGCAUAAAAACAAAGUUAUACACAGGGAUCUAAAAGCUGGAAACGUUUUGCUUACAAUGGAAGGAGGUGUAAAGCUAGCUGAUUUUGGUGUAUCGGCCAAAAACAAGCAUACCCUCCAGAAGCAUGAUACGUUCAUAGGUACACCAUACUGGAUGGCACCAGAACUUGUAUUGUGUGAGACAUUCCGUGACAAUCCAUAUGAUCAAAAGGUCGAUAUCUGGUCGUUAGGCAUUACACUAAUUGAAUUAGCUCAAAUGGAACCACCAAAUAGUGAAAUGUCUCCAAUGAGAGUUUUACUGAAGAUACAGAAAAGCGACCCACCACGAUUAGACCAACCUUCCAGGUGGAGUAAAGAAUUUAAUGAUUUUCUUAAAAAUUCGCUAGUAAAGGAUCCAAAUCAAAGACCAUCAACGGAAACAUUAUUACAACAUGCAUUUAUAAAUCGCGAUCUUGAUGCCAAACCUAUCAAAGACUUAUUAUUAGAAUAUCGAGCUGAAGUGGUUGAGGAAGUGGUGGAUGAUGAAGCAGAGGAACCCCGCAACUCAGCGCUCCCCCUAGAUUUGGACGAUGAUUCCGCUUCAGUUCAAAGCCAAGAUAUUGACAAACUGUCAGGUACCCUUAGAGAUAAUAAAGAACAAUCUCAAACAAAUAAUUCACAAACAAAUAAACAAGAUGCUGCGGAAAAUAAAACAGCACCAAUAAGCGAAACAUCUUCAAUUACAUCUAGCAGAUUGGCAAACGAAAAUGAAAUGGAUUCCUUGGAAAAAUCAAAGGAUUUGGCGAACAAGUCCCAGCGCCAACUAGCACAAUUACAACAAAUUCCUGAAGAUUUGCCCGUAUCAGAUGUUGAACAGUCGUCAACGCAAAAUGUAUCGGAUGUGGAUAAAAAGAUUACUAAGAGGGAGAAAGGUAAAGCGCCACCUCCUCCGACAACUGUCAUUACAAAACCAAAGGACAUUGCACCCCAGACUGUUGAAGUUGCCAUCGAAUCCAAUGAAGCCUAUGAAGAUACAUUGACUUUACUGCCAAAGAACGCGGAAGAAAUAUAUGAGCAGAGUGUCAGUAGGACCAUAAAAUCAGAUAGUCCUGUUCGCCAAGGGGAUUCAGUAAGAUCGUCGAACUCCCCCGAGGCAUCAUCAUCAGCAAAGAGUUUCAGUUCUAGUGCAGCUAUUGUAAGCUCCAGCACUUCUAUGAUAACAAUCAACAGUAAUACGUCUGCAAGAAGUCAAUCUGAGUCGUCGUUGGUACUUUCUCAAAAUGUUAUCUUGCCAAAUAGUUUAGAAGCCGGCACUAGACAAAUCACAGUAGUAACAAGCACUCAUCCACCUGUUGUUAUUGACAAUACCAUGAGUCGACCGGCACCACAGCCACCGACACCACCUCAACAACAAAGUCAAUUAUCUAGUGACGUUGUUAUUGUGUCUAAUAUCCAAAACAAAUCCACACACAUUCAUGAAUCAUCGACAGAUGAUGACUAUCCAUCCAUGGAUGAAAGUAUUGGUGCGUCAUCGCCACCACCUCCUCACAAGCAGUCAUCAAUGAUAGUCACUCUUAACAGUGAGCAGAGCAGCACCGAAGAGACUGAUAGAGGCUACACUUCUUUCCGCCCAUCGGCCACACUUGUCCGUAAAUUAGACGAGAGUGAGGUCCUAAUAGUGAGUCCUUCAUUUACCACCGAAGAUGAUUCAGCAUAUAAUACGCCCUCUGAAAUCCAACAUGAUCAUAGUGCCGAUCAGCAUUUGAUGGAUACGAGCCACGUAUCUGUUGUCACAGUGGGUGACGAAAUACGUGUCAAGGACAGUAGUCACUUGUCUCGAACAGACAAUACUUCGAAUACAGUCCUUGAUACAUCAACUGUUGUAAGUGACAAAAGACACAAUGGCCAGAUUUCUAGAACUCAAAAAAAUACUUCUUCAAUUGAUACGGACGAUAUAAACAUUAUAGUUAAUCGAAAUAGACAAGAACCAAAUGCCUUUUUGCCUACUGGAAUGGCAGGAGUAGAUGGAAGCGAAUCUGGAUCAAUUAGAUCAAGUACUGGCAGUAACAACAAGAUAGUCCGUCGUGGUGCGGAGGUCAAAAUUGCUGUAUCAGCUGAUAAAAGUGAUGCAGAAAGUGUUUGCACUACUGCUAGUCAUGAUAGUCGCAUUGAAGUCGAUGUUGACGCCGCGGAGAGAAAGGACAGAAUAGAAGAUGAUGACGUUAUUAUACGUCGAAAACCAGCUUAUAAGAGUGGUUAUGGUGGCAUGGCUUCUGGUCUAACAAAAGAAGAAAUUGAACUAAAAAAUCUGCGCAAAAAAACAAGAAAGCGAACGAGAAAAUUUGAAAUUGAUGGUGUGCAAGUAACAACCACAACAAGCAGAGUUAUAUAUGGAGACGACGAAUCAGGGCGACUAUAUGACGACCAUGUUUUCCGUAAGCAAGAGCUACGGGAGUUAAAAAUGUUGCAAAAGCAAGAGAAAAAGCAACAAACUGACUUACAACUAAAAGAGCAAAUAAGCAAAGAGCAACAAGAUCGUCGUUUCGAACAGGAAAGAAGCUCUCUCGAGAAGACAUACGAAUCAGAUAUGGACGGUCUGGCUCGACAACAUAAGCAGUUAAUAGAAAAGACGGAACAAGCUCAGGAACAUGAAUUACGAUCGUCUUCUAAACGAAUACGAGCCGAACAAGAAAAAGAGCUAAAAGUAUUUCGGGAAGGUCUCAAGCAGGAAAUCCAUUUGCUUAAACAAGAAGUUGAUCUUUUACCGAAAGAUAAACGAAAAGAUGAAUUCAAACAACGUCGGACCGCCAUGGAAUUGGAUCACGAAGAAAAGGAAAGAGUCUUUCUCGACGCAUUGAAGGAAAGACAUGAAUUAUUAUUAAGACGGUUAAGCGAAAAACAUCGAGAUCAUCUUUCUACAAUUCACAGAAACUUUUUACAACAAAAGCAAAAUGCCAUGCGCACUAGAGAAGCUUUACUUUGGGAGCUUGAAGAGAAACAGCUGCACGAAAGACACCAGCUUUCCAAACGUCACGUGAAAGAGAUGUGUUUCAUGCAACGACAUCAAAUGAUUGUUCGACACGAAAAAGAACUUGAUCAGGUGAAACGAAUGUUGCAACGAAAAGAGGAGGAUUUACUUAAAAAGCAAGCCUUAGAAAAACGUGCACUGCCAAAACGUAUUCGAGCUGAACGGAAAGCUCGUGAACUUAUGUUUAGAGAAUCUCUUCGCAUAUCUUCCAAUCUUGAUCCCGAAGUCGAAAGAGAACGCUUAAAAAAGUUUCAAGAACAGGACAAAAAAAGAUACACCCAAGAGGAAAGGAGGUUCGAAAUAAAACAUCAAAAGCAAUUGGAAGAAUUACGGGCUACACGAGAGAGCACUAUAAGGGAGCUGGAACAGCUGCAGAACGAAAAGCGUAAAGCCCUUGUAGAGCAUGAACACGCUAAGCUAUCCCAGAUUGAUGAACGUUUAAAGGCUGAAUUGAGAGAAUGGAAGGAUCAGCUGGUGCCACGAAAACAGAAAAUGAUUGAAACAUUUAAAGGCAUCAUGAGGGAGUUCGUACGUCAAUACGGAAUAAGAGAGGACGAUCGAAUGUACGAGGAUUUAGUGAGACUGCCGAUUGAGUUGCCCAAUCAUUUAGUUGGAAUAUUUAAUGACAUUCCACGUGUAGUGCCAAAAGGAACUUUUUUAAACAAUGCACAACAAAUGCUUCGGUCGAGAACAUUGUCAAUGUUUUCAUCUAGCAUAGCUUCGAAUUUCCGUAGUUCCGUGCCAGAUCUUAGUAGAAGCGUCCCAAAUACGCCGGUUUUCUACAAACAGGAUCGUCCUAUGACAUCGAAUGAGCUAUUAGAAGGAUCCGAUUCUAUCUCGCGUACACCCAAGAAAUCCGAGAUAAGUGUAGCUACUAGAUUGAGUAAUUUUUCCAGACACGAUGGUAAUAAAAACAUGGGACUGCGCUCGACGUCACCGUCCCUUAGAAAUACAAUUAACAAAGACGAUAUUGUUAAAAUCAAAACGUCUCCAACACCAAGUGCAAUACAUUCCAUCAAGGAAGAAAAUAACCAAGUUUUAACAACAUUUCGAGAUUCGUUGAAACCAUCCACUGUUGAACUUCGUAUAAAUUCGGAUGACAUUGUUGUUAAUCGUUUUGGUCGACAAUCUCUUGCCUCGAGCGAAGAACAAGGAAAGUCACAUCCACUUCUUCAUCCAUCGUCUUCUUUCGUCAUUAAACGACCAUCAAUUCUACCAGAAAGAACAAAAUCCUUGAAUGCAUCAUAUUCGCUUCACAACAUUUCGGAAAACUAUACGGCAGUGCAGCGCCAAGUUUCUCUAAAUGAUGGUAAUUUGGCAGGCGAAAAAGCGGCAGCCCUUCUGAAUGAGGUCGAUCCAGAGCUUCGUGCUACUCUGCGACGUUCCAAUGCAUGUCAGGACGAUAGGCCAUAUGAUGGAUUUUUACUUCAAAGGGGUCCUAAAUUUACUCUUCCCAGAGUUGUACAGGAUGCUACCGAAAAUCAAAAAACUAAAAAUACAGAUUCUGCCACAUAGCUGAUACAAAAAAACCAUGCCAUAAAUCACAUUUCCCAUUAUUUCAUACAUUGUCCCUCAGCAUUUCUUAUUUUUUUAACACUAACUAGUAUGUGUCGUCUUAUAUGUUACGUAAACAUUAUCCAUUUCUUUAAACUUGUUUUAGAUAACUACCCUAAUAUUUAAUUGUAUUAAAUAUAACUCUCUAUCAUAUAUAUAUAUAUAUAUAUAUAUAUAUAUAUAUAUAUAUAUAUAUAUAUAUAUAUAUAUAUAUAUAUAUAUAUAUAUAUAUAUAUAUAUAUAUAUGUAUAUAUCCGCAAAGAAGAUAAAGAGGCAGAUUUCAAAGCUAUAUUAAUCUUAUGCUUGGCAUUUUAGUAGCUCAUAUGUGACUAUUGUGACUAUAAAGUACAUCAUGAGUAGUGUCAUAGAAACGCUAGUUAUGGGCAAUUGGACCGUAUUUUAUUGACUAUGUAUUUGUUUUUGUCUUUAGAACGUUGAGUGCGAAUUGUACAAUUACCGUUUUAAUUAUUAUUUCGUUUAUUCGUUAAUUUUGAAAUAAUAAUUGUUUUUUUAUUAAAAUCGUAAAAUGGGGGGUAUGAAAUUUACUGUUUUUCCGACAGUAAAUAUUUUCUACAAAUCGUAUAUUACUUCAAGGUAUUAGCGUUUAUCAACAUGUGAAGAACACUGUAAAUUGUAAAUGUAAAAUUAUUACUCGUCGCUCUGUUUACGCAAAUUACUCAACCUUUACAUCUGUCCACAUUUGGUCGUUCAAAAAGGUCCAAAUGCAAAACUCAUUCUUCAAAGCAAUUUUUAUUGUCAUGUAGGUCAUAUAAAUUGCAAAUAAUAAAUCGCUUUAAUCCCACGUGAAUAUUUUUUUUGUGAACCCAUCUAGCUCAAAUAAGUUGUAAUCUUAUGACUUUUCUUUUUGAAAAUCAUAUACUAAGCAACAUUUUCAAUAUAGGGCCACGUACCAUAUGCUUUAAUUUUAUAAUUGGAAACAUAAUGGGUAUAGCACAUCUAUUAAAAAUGAAAGCGGGUUAUGAUUGUCUUCAUAAAGUAUUUUUCUACAAUUAUAAGUUUCAUUCAAAUGAGCUGAUAUUUGGACAGCCAAACACAAUUUAUCUUUAUACUAUACUUUACAUCGUAGUCAUUUUUCCGCCAUAUUUUAUCAUUCAGUCUGUAACACAUAAAUAGAUUCAUUGGGGAUAUCAAUGGAUUAAACUAUAUGCGACUGGCUUUCCUCAUUCCGCUGAAAUCACGAUAUAUGGCGCAAUAGUUCAGAUAAACUUCAUACAGACGUAUAUCCUCCAUAUAGCAUUUUGGGUUGUCAUUGGAUGAAAAUUUGCCAAACGAAAGUAGAUAGUAGAAGGAUUAUUCCAAUAUUAGAAUAUAAAUAGGUAGGACACAUGCUUUAAAAAAGCUAAUGUUUUACAAAUGUUCGGAGCAAAACUAAUUUGUUCAUUUACACUCUUUCAAUCAGAAUUAAAAAAGAAAACAUUACAAAUGUGCAAUUCGAUCUAGUCAAAUAAAAAAAAAAACAUACAAUAUAAAAAAUGACAAAAAAUGAGUGUCGAGCAUCUCCCCUAGCUGAGAAAAGUAGAUUUUGUUUUCUCUUUUAUCCAUUGUAUGCUUGUUCGAAUUUACAAUUUAGCAGAGCCUUAGAAAAUACAAGUUUAUAUUGAGUGGAACUGAUAUAUGGAAGCUAAAUUUGGCCGAGGUAUUUGUAUGCCUUACGUAUGUUCCAAAAAUUCAAUCUAAUUGGACAAACUCAGCAUGGUGCGCCAUUUACAUCAAGUUAUAGACAAAUAUAGUAAAGCUAUAUCUAUAUUCUAAGAGCUCAAGAUAGAUUUUUUAUGGCGUGCUAGGGUUCAAAUUAUUACCUAUUGUAAGGGCGUUCUUCUAAGAGAUAACUGAUUUGAAGUUUAAAUAAUGAAACACAUGCCAAAUUAUGAAAUGGCAAACAUAUUUUUAUUUGAUAGAUUUUUUUGUCUUUUAACAUUUAAAUAUAAUGCUUUGUGCAAACAUCAGUCUCAACGACAGCAAUAUUUUCAAUCCCAUGGCGGCCGGUUCUAUGUACCGGAUUGACCCGGAGGAACAAACCUUCGACCAAGGACCGUCUACCCAGCAAAUAUAUGUUCGUGUUCGCCCAUUUUUCUGAUGUGGGAGCAACAUUGCCCGGAAUGUUUGCUCAGUAUUUUCUUGGUCCGAGUUUGGAUCGUGACCAACCCCAGUCAUGGUUCUGCUCCGUUUGUCAUAAUUGCAUCCACCACAGAUCGGUCUCAGUGAGAUGCAACGGAUGGAUGGAGUGGGUCCAUCGUCGUCGGGUACGAGACUCCCCUUUAAUCUUCAUAACAGCUACCCAUUACUGUUGAAGUUCCGGACAAGGCAUAUGUUCUCCAAUUCAACUGCGAUUGUCUCCGGGAUUGUGAUGGAUACAACGUAUUGAUGAAGGAUCUCACCAGAGGUGGAGGAUUAGCGUUCCUAUUGCACCACUCUGUCCGGUACAGAGCUAUCUCGCCUGAGCUUGACUAAUUUGGAACCGCCAAGUUAGGGGUGCUUAACGUGUACACCCUACCGUUAAAUAGUUGUGGCCCACGUUUUGUGCCCAAAAUUAGUUUACUUCUGGAAGGCAAUAACCGUCUGGUGAUAGGGGAAUUCAAUGACCAUCAUGAAUUAUGGCAUUCCUUCCUAGGUAAUGACCAAAGGGGCAUGGCGCUGGCUAAGCAAAGUGAUAGCUCAACGCUUUGCACAGUGAAUGUGGACGCGCCCACCAGAAUAAGGCGAGACUGCCACAACUCAUCGGACAUAUCCCCAGGUCUGACGAAUGGCGUCACAUGGCAAUCAGAACGCCUCACUUUCAUUAACCAUGGGAAAGCCCAUUGCAAGAAUUCAGGGAACAUACAAAUCGCCGCUUUAGUUAACUGCCCAGCUCAUCUGAUGUACAGGUAGCAGAUAUGUGUUUUCGGGACAUCAUCAAAGCUGCAGCCGCUCGUUAUAUACCUGCUGGUCGAAUAUCUGAAAUAAGACUAAAUUUGCCAGAAAAGGCAGCCAUCCUUAUAGUUCCCGAUGCUUGGAAAAUGAGCAAGGUGGUCCCGCUACUGAAGGCAGGCAAGGAUGCCACCAAAAUUGAUUCAUACAGGCCGAUAUCACUUUUGUCACCAGUAGCAAAGACACUUGAGGCUUUACUUCUCCCCAGCAUAAGAGAGUGUUUCCCAGUGUUUCACAACAACAGCUUUACACACCAUUUCCACACAUGUCAGCAGAGGUCUCAACCAGAACAGGCCGUGUGAUAGAACAGAUAUGGUGGCACUUGAUUUAUCAAAAGCCUUUGAUACAGUCAAUCAUGCCACACUGUUCGGCCAAGUUUGAAACGUUGGAUAGAAACAUACAUGUGUAGACGCCAGUCGUACGUGGAAUUCAGAAACAAGAAGUCGAUCAUCCGUAGAGUUAAACAGGGAGUUCCCCAGGUGGGGUGAUAUCUCCGGAACUGUUUAACCUCUACUUUCCUGACAUUCCACGCCCUCCAGACGGCAUAAAGAUUAUAACGUACGCAGAUGAUUGUACGCUCGUGGCGUCCGGACCCAUUAUUGAUGACAUUUGCGAUCGGUUAAACGCUUACCUUGUUGAACUUACCGCCGUUUUCACUGCGAGGAAUAUGAAAAUAUCCGCCACUAAGUCGACGGCCACACUUUUCACCACAUGGACUGCGGAGCUGGGGCUAUCCUUGAAUGUGCAGGUCGUUGGUGCUACAAUUCCGACCACCAACUACCCCAAGGUAUUAGGGGUCACAUUCGAUAGCCUCUUUAAGUCGUCCGCGUAUACUACAGCUAUCUGCGACAAGAUAAGAAGUAGGAACAAGGUCCUCAAGUCUCUGGCCGGCAGUACUUGGGGAGCUGAUAAGGAAACCUUGUUGACCUCUUACAACGCGAUAGGUCAGUCUGUGGUAAACUAUGCGGCUCCGGUGUGGUCCGCCAACGUCAGUGCUACGCAGUGGAAAAAUGUUCAGUCCUGCGUAAUGCCGCCCUUAGAACUGCUUGGGUGUUAUAGACAAAACCAUCCGAAUCACCAUCUUGUGGAUAGGCAACUUCCGCCCAGGCACGUUAGGAAAGACCUUCAUGAUCUAGAGAGAGAGGAACAGAGGUAUAAGAGAGAGCCUCUAGAUCAACAGGCCUAUCAAGCGGGACUGAAUAGUAUUUACUCUAAUGCGAUCUCAGAAGCCAUUGCAGGAUAUAGAGUGAAUACUGUGCUAGGAGACCACCCCCCCUCCCGUCGCAGCUGAAGAACGAGGGCUGCCCCGACAAACCUGAGUAGUUUUGGCUCAAUUACGAUCCGGAUGGUGCAGCCGCCUCAAUUCCUACUAGGCCCGGAUUAGCAGCGACGUACAGAACAUCUGCCUAGUUUGUGGCACAGGCCCACAUGACACGCUGCACCUAUUUCGCUGCCCAGCCCCAAGCCUUCUCACCUAACUCCAGUCCCGUUAUGGACACAACCCAUACAGGUUGCAUCCUUUUUGAGACUGGACUUAAAGGCAGAACCUGAUUGAAUAAAGUCAGGAAAAUGGAAACCGAAGGAACACAGAUGUAUGAGCUGCUACAACAACAACUAUUUACUCUGACGCGGUCUCAGAAGUCAUGGAAGGAUAUAGAGUGAAUACUGUACUAGGAGACCACCCCCUCUCAUCACAGCUGAAAACGAGAACUCUCGUACAGGAUGCGUCCUUUUUGAGACUUAGAAGCAUAACCCGAUUGAGAAACCAGGAAAAACGCAACUCUGUAGAGGAGUCUUAUAGUGUCAAAUAGACACAAUAAAUAUGCAGCAAUUGGUUUUGUUUAUUUGAAAUUUUUAACAAAUUUUUUAUGUUGGUGAAAAACCGCCAAACAUGUAUGGAAUGUUGUGGUUAUUCCACAAAAUAUACAUUUUAGACGUUCUUGUAAAUAUGACGAUAUAUAUUAUGAGAGUGUUAAAACUUAUCAAUUGAGAAUGAAUGAGGAAAAGUUUUUAGUUGAAAUAAACACUAAGUCCAACUCACAAUAGACGUUAUUUAUUUGAUGUUGUUUUGAUCAACAAUAUUUUAGCUGGGACCCAAGAUAAAAGAUAAAAUCAGCAAAUAUAAAUUUCUGAUGAUGUUAUGCAUUAUGCGUGGAAACUGAAAGUCACAUCUACAUAAUUGUCACCAAUGUCCAUGUCCAAGUCCAUGAAUUUAUCUGUAUGGAUUAUCCGAGAAGUAAACUUCUUUGAGAUUUGUGCUGAGAUUUAAUAGCUCAGCAGCAUUGGAGUUAGUAUUCUUUCAAAAUUUAAAUGAUUAUAUAUAUUAAAGUUUAAUACAAGAAAAUAAUAAUUUCGAGCAAUUUGUUAUAGUAACGCAUUGAUCAUAUCGAAACUAGGGAAGCAACUGCCAAUAAUUGUCAAUAUGGGUUCUUGUUUUCGUAUAGCUCCUAUAUAAUGUUAUUCGGUUCUUCGACGCUUUUGGUCACCAUCUUGAUUAACAUUCUUUGUAACAAAGCCACCCGUAAUAUAGAUAUAUUGGGGAUAUCUUUAACAAAAUUUGUGGUUCACAGCUAUAACAAAAAUGAAUAAAAUGUUUUUUUUGUGGUAUUGUUUAAAUCGUUCGAUUACUACAAUAGUUCCCUUAAAGGUUGACUGAUAUAUCAAAAGUUUUCUUUGGUGACGACCGAAAAAAUGAUGUCCAGAUUUGAAUUCUAUGACACUAUGUAUUUUAUUUUUUGUUCAUAUUGUCGUAUGCUAUCAUAAAUCAGUCCUUUACAACUUCAUAAACAUUCAUUACCAUAUUAUCGGGAUACACAUACAACAAAACCGCAAAAGCGCCUGGAAGAGACAUUUGCAAAGCAAAUGGAAGAACUGGAAUCUUUGUAUGGAGGAUCGCUAAUUGUAUCCGUUCCUUCGGACACAUUACAACGAGAUCAUUUCACUGGCUCAACACGUAGCAGUUUAUCGUCGUUUUCUGAAAGCUAAGGUGUGGUUUUUGCUCAUAUUCGCGUAUUAAACCCCAAACCCAUAAUUACCAAUAUC
Musca domestica (house fly) is the source of this 11457-nucleotide messenger RNA. RefSeq names its product serine/threonine-protein kinase 10 (gene Slik). Gene Ontology annotation, molecular function: protein serine/threonine kinase activity; ATP binding. The record is from RefSeq and is a predicted model, not a curated record. The transcript is spliced from 12 exons. Gene Ontology annotation, biological process: protein phosphorylation. Lineage: Eukaryota; Metazoa; Arthropoda; Insecta; Diptera; Muscidae. The coding region runs from base 484 to 5448 and encodes 1654 amino acids.